AUGGACAGCUUCAGCGGAUCUUCUUCUGCCGCAAAGAUCGUCGACGAUGAUAACAAAAAACAAAUAUAUUCCCCACCUACCGGCAAACCUCCCUCUGAUCACAAAGCCAACCGCAAUAUCAUGCUCGAGAAGUUCCAGGCCAAUGCCAAACCAUCACUCGGUCAAUAUACAUACAUACCCAAGCCAUUCUUCUUCUACGGCUCUCUCACGGAUCCACAGCGACUCCAAGAAGUGCUUCAGCUUCCGACACCACCAGCCCUCAAACCAGCCAGAGUAAAGUCUUACAAAAUCAUGCUAUGGGGGCAAUAUCCUGCGCUCGUGGACGGACCAACUAACAGCUAUGUUGAUGGCAUGGCUUGCGUUGUGGAGACCGAGAAGCAACAGGAGAUGCUGGAGCACUAUGAGACGACCGUUUAUAGCGUUGAAGGCAUACGGAUUACGAUUGAAGGGGAAGAGGUGGCUGGAAGAACUUUUAUGUGGGCUGGUGACCCUACAGAGCUGAUGGGAGGGACGUGGUCGUUGGAAGAGUGGGAGAAUGGAGUGGAGGAGGAAAUGGCGUCGCACUUUCGAGCUCUGGAAGAUUGA
Molecule: messenger RNA, 585 nt
Organism: Glarea lozoyensis ATCC 20868
Lineage: Eukaryota; Fungi; Ascomycota; Leotiomycetes; Helotiales; Helotiaceae
Product: BtrG-like protein
Exons: 1
Coding region: 1-585 (194 amino acids)
Source: RefSeq, a predicted model, not a curated record